AUGGCGAGAGGUGGCACGUCAAACAACAACUCAGAACCCCCUACCAUGGAGGAGAUGAUGGCCAUGAUCAAUGGCUUAAGGGAGGAAAAUGCACGAUCCAGGGAGAUAGAGGACGCCAUUCAACGCGAGAAUGAGGAAAUCAGGAGGCGAGCAGACGAGAUGCAGGCCAGGAUAGUGGCCAGUACCAGGACGGUGGAGGAGGAUGUCAUGUUGGAAGUCCCUAGGGAUUUUCGACCGUUCUCGGAAGCCAUAGAGGCCGAGACCAUCCCCAGGGAUCAUCGGAUACCCCAAGUCGAGCCUUUUGAUGGAACGCAGGAUCCCAGUCAGCAUUUGACGGAUUUCCGAGCUCAAAUGUUGAUCUAUGGAGGGAGCAUGGAAGUCCGCUGCAAACUAUUCAUGGGCACACUCAAAAAGGAAGCACUUGAUUGGUUUAGUGGUCUCCCUGACCGAUUAAUCACCGACUUCGAUGUCUUCAGUCGGCUAUUCAUGGAACAAUUUGCCGCUAACAAAAAGAAGCCACCGAUCACGUCGGACUUGUUUGACCUCAUGCAGCAACGCGAGGAGUCGCUGAAGGACUUUCUACAAAGGUUCAACGAGAUCGCCUUGAGGAUAGCAUCGUUGGAUGAAAGGAUGACAGUCAUUGCAUUCCAGAAGGGUUUAAGGUCCGGGGCUUUUGACAUUGCGCUCGAAAAAGAGAAUUGUCAAACGAUGUCGGAGGUGAGGGCUUUCGCCCUGAGUCACAUCAAGACGGAGGAAAACCAGAUUAUCAAAAGAGCAGCUGAAAGCCGAGAGGCAGGGGGCAGUAAUAAGGAGGGCAACAAGCACCUCCGGGUACGCUCAAAUUGGAAUAAACGACGUGAUCACUACGAUGCUAAGGAGGGGAAUCGCAGGCAGGCGGACUAUGGCGGUCGGGCGAAGGGCGAGUGGGCACGAAGCAACGAACAGGAAAAGUUCACCCCGCUCAACGUUCCCAGGAGGCACAUACUGCAUGACGUCAAUAGUGCGUCACUUUUUGAGUUCCCGGCCGUAACUGACCGUCAGUUGAGACCCUACAAAACUGACUGGUGUGAAUUUCAUCGGACCCAUGGACCCAUCGGACGCCGACUUUGA
Cajanus cajan (pigeon pea) is the source of this 1110-nucleotide messenger RNA. RefSeq lists its product as uncharacterized. Lineage: Eukaryota; Viridiplantae; Streptophyta; Magnoliopsida; Fabales; Fabaceae. The record is from RefSeq and is a predicted model, not a curated record.